UCAACACAACAACUUUCACAACAAACAUUCGCCAACAUCCAUCAUGGUCGGAAUUCUUGGUGCUAACGUCAACAAGAUGACAUCUAAGCGCGAUUAUCACUAUUCAGUACAAGCAGUCGACACACCUUUCAGACCAGCCUCACGAAAGACACAAAAGACACCAAAGACAGUUUAUCGCAUACUCCUUAUCGCUUGUGUCGGUGUUGGUAUUUGGCUACCUAUUCAUAUUCUCCGCAAAGCAGAGUCGACAAAUUAUACAUUCGGAUCGGUUUCAAAAUACUUGCAGUCUUCACAAAUACAAAAUAUCGAGACAAUAAACCAAGAUACCCCAACACAAGAAGUUGUUCAUCAACAACAGCUCGAUACUUCAGAUCCCUGUCACAGCUUUCCAAAUACAGACGGAAUCAUGCUAGUGAUGAAGACAGGAGCAACGGAAGCUUAUCAAAAGAUGCCAACACAAUUAUUAACCGGAAUGCAAUGCCUACCGGACUUCUUAUUAUUUUCUGACUUGGAUCAACAAAUUGGACAAUACCAUGCAUAUGACGUAUUAUCUCGUGUUAAUGAUACGGUCAAAGCAACGCACCAAGCUUUUUCCUUAUAUCGGGUACAGCAAGACUGUCCAGUAUCACAAAGCGACUGUACCCAAGGCAUGAAAGGUGCUUGGGAUCUGGACAAGUACAAGUUCUUGCAUAUGCUAGUUCGAGCCUGGGAAAUGCGGCCAAACCAAAAGUGGUACCUCUUUGCUGAGGCAGAUACUUACAUUGUUUGGUCGAAUAUCGUCAAAUGGAUCCAUGACAGAGCGCCCCAAGACGGCCAGCUCUAUGCCGGAAACGUGGCGAUGUACGGCGACUUUCGAUUUGCCCAUGGCGGUACGGGCUAUCUCAUUUCUGGAGAGCUGCUCAAGAGGGCUGUUGAGGCUGAUAGCGACCUGGGAAGUGUCUUUGACGAUGAUAUUGAGAACAUAUGCUGUGGCGAUAUUCUCGUCGGUAAGGUUCUCGAUGCACUCGGCGUAACGCUUCGCAACUAUUGGCCCAUGUUCAACGGCGACAAACCAAACACCAUGGCAUUUGUUCACCGCCAUUGGUGCCAGCCUGUCCUGACAAUGCAUCACGUCAAUUCAGAGGAAGUGAAUUCGAUCUGGCAAUACGAAAUGUCAAGACGGAACGAUGGGCCUGUGCUCUUCAAAGACAUAUAUGAAGCCUUUGUUGAGCCUCACAUCGCUCACAGAAAACAAAACUGGGAUAAUUUAUCCGAAGGAACGUGUUUCCAUGCACCAACAAGCGGCUUUGAUGAUGAUCGUGAGAGUUCGUUUGAAAGAACAGCUCAUGAAUCUGCCGACGCGUGUGCAUUGGCUUGUAUGGCAUACGGGGUGCAUACCGGCGAUAGAUCCGUACUUGGUAUGAGCGCCUUGGAGGAAGCCGAGUAUCUGCGAACUGCAUAUCGCAGCAAGCUGGAACGUCUCUCACCUGAAGAAAAUCUCUGCUUCCAAUGGAAGUACCGCCAAGGAGAGUGCUGUCUGGGACAGUCCAUUCGGCUUGGUCUACCUGAUCGAGCCGAAGAUGGUCGCCAGUGGCAGAGUGGAUGGAACAAGGGAGGGAUCCAAGAUUGGAUCCAGGUGAAGGGGCAGUGCGCCGAUGGCCCUGCAUGGAUGAAAGGAGAGUGUGUUGGAAGACAUUGCAAGAAGAUGGGCCUCGACGAGGAUAGCGAGGAUUGAUCAGCACAUACUGAGACACAUGAGGUUCGCACAUACUACCUGCAUUGAGUACACGGCGAAAAGCAUUUGGAAUUAUUCACAUUAGCGACGGCGUUUUGAUUUCGGGUUUUAUAGCAUAUUAGCAUUUCAUUGGCGCAUAUUGAAUUGAACACAGCAUACUCUUUUCCUGCUACCCAGCUUCCACUGCCGUGAUGUAUAGAAGUUUGUGUUCGGGGCACAGCGGAUGCUUGGGUCGCAGAUCGCGAAAAUCAGCCGGGCCGAACACAUGGGAUCUUAUUGCACUUAAUACCUUGUCCAUAGGCAUAUAUAUGUAUGAGGAUCCUCCCAAUGGGUUGAGUCUAGACGUAAGCUAUCCAACCUCAGACGCAAUCACAUAAAGGACUGACAACAUGAAGAGUAUAAAGUCAUUGUUACAUAAUCUGUAUCUGAAGAUUACAAGGUAAAGAAUAAUAUGCAGUUCCAAUCAUUAGGUAUAUGCUAACGCCAGUAAAUUUCGCCAAGAUCCUGAAGUAUUCGAGUCGUGGUCAUCAUAAAUUAAACAGUCAUAUGCGCCAUUACUCUGCUCCAAAAAUCGGACUUUAAAUGAUUUCGAACAGUAUUAACCGAGAAGGUGCGCGUUCGGUUCGCAGUGGGUAUAUCAAACUAAGGCCGUUGUCGAUGGUACAACCUUUUUGCCCGAAUGUCUUCCGCAGCGGUGACGGUCCUUGGGAGAGGCCAUAUAGCAAUACGGCUUUGCGUCGCUAGCAGCUGGUUUGCCAUAUCGCUCCUUGAUCUCGCAAUAUUCGUAGCCGUCACCCAUCCAACUUUUCAGAUGACGGUGAAGUUCGCAUCGAUCAACACCGCAUUUACGACAGUACACUUGGCCGUUGACGCGGAUUCGAUGGCCCUCUGCUGCGGGCUGCUUGCUAGUAACGUGCUGACCUCCUCUCCAGGCCCAUUCCAGAUUGUUCGGCCCUGAGUAGCGGCUACUCAAAGGGACCUUGGGAUUCUUGCGGCGAUUGACGUCGUAAAUCUUUGGGCUAGUUAGGGCGAGGCAGACAGCAUCGAUAGGGUCUAAAAAGUCAAGGAUAGCAUAGUGCAACUCUGGGGGCAGAUCGACAAUACUGAUGCGUGUCGAUGGUCGGGGCUGGUUCGGGCUGCAUUCGGGCUCCUUGUCUGUUACAGACUGCGACCUGCGAGGAGGCGGCUUCGGGGGACGGAGGGGCAGUGUCGCUGUGCGGUCUGGUAUCGAUGGCUGAGCCUGGGUUGUGGUGGACGACGAUGACGGCGGCGCAAGAACACCGUUUUCUGGAAUGGAGUGUUGAAGAUGGACCGGACCAGACGCUGUCUGGAUGUCUUCAUCGGUAACAAAACUGGGCGCCGUUUGCUGGUCCGUUAGGGACCAUCCUCGCCGCGGAGGGCGUCGACCACUCUGCUUCAGCAUCAGUUCCUUGAUGCGUUGUGUGUGCUCGUCUGGCGCCUGCUUUGCCUGGCGGUCACGCGAUUCGUCCGCACCAGCGCAAUAGAUGGUGGCAGAGCGAUUGGUCAGCACUUGGACCAUGAUCAGAAUUCUUAAGGGUAUUGAAUUUGAUUCCGUAGCAAGCGUACUGUUCAAUACGCUGGCUGGUGAUUGAUACAGUGACACGGGCGGGGUUGGUCAAGAUUCGGUGAUGCGCAGAUGAACGAACAUUAAGUAAUGCUCCUCAAUAGCGACCACAUUAGAUGCGAUAUUAACAGUUCUCGAAAGGUAGGGCUGUGUUCUUCACAGCUCCUUUCAUAGAAAUAGAUGGUGUUGUGAUGAAGGAAGAAGACCGGAGCCGGCGAUGACGGUGCGAGGUGAGUGACGUCUGUGGUCUCGUGCCAAGUUUUAAUUCCAGCGCUCUUGCGCCCGAAGUGCAGUGGAUUUACGGUGGCGAAAAAACCCUUGACCGACGCUCGGAGAGUUGGGUCUGGGGCGAUCGGCGCUGGCGUGGGCGCUAAACCGGGUCUGCUUAGGCGCAAACGUUAAUUCCUUGCAGAGCACCGUAGCAUGUUACAAGCAGCCGCUAUUUCAUUUGCACGAAUUGUCUGACUUUUCAAUACUAUAAUACAAUAGUUAUACUACAC
This is a messenger RNA of [Torrubiella] hemipterigena, 3799 nucleotides long. The record is from the annotation of a GenBank genome assembly. NCBI's taxonomy places the organism in Eukaryota, Fungi, Ascomycota, Sordariomycetes, Hypocreales, Clavicipitaceae.